Messenger RNA from Anastrepha obliqua, 1020 nucleotides. RefSeq lists its product as uncharacterized. Lineage: Eukaryota; Metazoa; Arthropoda; Insecta; Diptera; Tephritidae. Bases 39 to 713 code for a protein of 224 amino acids. The record is from RefSeq and is a predicted model, not a curated record. The transcript has 3 exons.
AUAAAAAUCAGUUGAAUGCCGGCUUUGUCACUAUAAACAUGUCGAAAGUAAACGUACCAAUAAAAUUUCUGUAUUUGGGUUUUUUAUGCUUUGUUAUUUGUGAUUUCACUACAGCAACGCAGAUAAAAUGCGCAGAGUACAAUGAAUAUUGUCAGGAACAUUGGGAGUGCUGUUCCAAUACAUGCUUAACCUACUCGUAUCGCUGUAUUGGGAAAAAACGUCCCAUUCCUGCAGUCGAACGUCCCACCUUGACUUUUGAAGAGCUCUUAGAAAGCAUUGCUCAGUCUAAUAUAAUUCCCAAAUACGAGUAUAAUCAACCACAAACCAAUAAACGGGGAAAAUCUUAUACUUUAAAAAGUUUACUGAAUAACAACCGUGAGUGGGAGGGAGUGCAAGCAGAAGAGCCAGUUCUGCAAGAUCGCUUUGCGGCUGUCGAAGCGAGGAGUGGUGCGAAUGGACCACAGUAUAUCUUUUUUGUUUUACUACCGCAAGAAUCGACGCGGAAAGCAAAACAAUUGGAACAACAAACACAAUCACCAAUCGACGACAAUCCGACCAUUGUAAAAGUAGAAGAUUCCCAAGAAGAUGUAACUGAAAGUGAUGCUGUAGAAGCUUCAACGGAGCGCUGCAAAGCUAAUGGCGCAAAGUGCUAUCGAAACGAAGAAUGUUGCACCCAACGCUGUCAUGGCUUUUUGCAUCAAUGCGUUACAUAGGAAGUCAAUCGGAGUGCAGUUAAAUGCUGCGGGUAAUUUGUUUACUUUUUUCACACAACGCUUAUCAGGCUGGAGUAACUUAUUUUUGGAAAAAAAAAACAAAAAAUAAUACCAUAAUAUGUAAAAUCGAAUUAAAACUGAUGUACAUACAUAUAUGCAGAUAUGUAAAUGUAUAUAAGUAAGUGGUAUGCAUAUAUAUAUAAGCACAUACAUACACAUGCAUGCAUAUAAGUGCGAAUAUCAAGACUAAUCACGUACUCAUGUUUAAUAAAGGGUUGAUUCAGCAAAAAAAAAUAAUUAAGGAAAA